CACCGCCAUGGAGAGUUCAGUCUUGGCUGAGACGUGGUGGAGGGUGGGUUGUGCGUCGCUCCGGUACUGGCACGCUCCUCUCUUCCCUGAAGGAUUGUUUAUCGCGGAAUUCAGUGGAGGAGUUUACGAUCUUGGCAAUUGGCCGGAUGUUGUGGUUAUAAGUGAAAGGCUGUGGAUAUCGGUAUGGUGUCGAGGGAUUGUUGAAGCACAUGAUAAAAGUUGUAUACUUAUGUAUAUCUAGUGAUAGAUAAAAUUUGUGAAUAUCUGAAAGGAAGUUGCAAACUACAGCAGCCCUAACGAACCAAGCACCAACAGGAUAUUAUUAUAUUGUGCGCCAUCUGGGACCUCAAGGAAUGUAAACGUCAUGGGAGAAGUGUGUAUCAGGAGCGGCUGCCUGGUGUAGGCCACACGUGAACCACCCCAAGAUGGGCGGGGAGGGUGUGGGCGGCCCCACUGCCGGAGGUGGCUACACGCCCGUCCUGCUGUCCGCCCUCCUGGCCUUCGUCAUCACUCCAUGUACAGGCCAGUUCCGCUCCCCCGAGAUCACAGAACACCCGGCCGACCUGCUGGUGCCCAAGAACGAGCCCGCUACUCUCAACUGCCACGCCGUGGGCAGACCCGAACCGGAGAUCACUUGGUACAAGGACGGACAGCCCUUCGCCCUACACAAGGGUCGCCAUGUGCAGCUGGACACUGGGGGGCUCUUCUUCCUGAAGGUGCUCCACACCAAGAAGGACAACGAUGCUGGGGUCUACUGGUGCGUCGCGUCCAACUCCAUCGGCAAGGUCACCAGCAGGAACGCCACGCUCGAGAUCGCCGUUCUCCGUGACGACUUCCGACUGGUGCCGGAAGCGACUCGAGUGGCGGAGGGAGAGACUGCCAUGUUGGAAUGCCUUCCCCCACGAGGCAACCCCGAGCCAGUUGUGUCCUGGGAGAAGGAUGGGGUGGUCCUCGACCCUGCUACCCAACACAGGUACCGUGUGGUCGACGGAGGGAGCCUGGUGAUCAGCGGGGUGCGGGUGUCUGACACAGGCGAGUACCUGUGUCGUGCCAGGAACGUCUUCGGCCAGAGAGAGACACCCCAGGCUAUGCUCACAGUCCAGGUGUCGCCCCACUUGGUGUCUUCAUCUGGGACGGUGACAGGGGCAGCUGGAGCCACGGUGGAACUGGUGUGUCGUGUAGGUGGAGACCCUCCACCGGAGGUAUUUUGGCGUCGUGUGGAGCCUGCGGGGGAGCUGCCCCUGGGAAGAAUGGCACUGGAGGAGAGCAGCCAGGUAUUGAGGAUCCACCACGUGGCUCCUGAGGACCAGGGUGUGUAUUCCUGUCAAGCCGAGAACCCCGUGGGCUCCGUCGCAGCCAACAUCACCCUCAAUGUCCACUCUCGGCCACUUAUCACUGUUACGCCCCUGGACGCUCGGGUCGGCAUCAAUGGGACGGCAUCCUUCGAGUGUGCCACAUCUGGGUCACCGCCACCUACCACUUACUGGACUCACGAAGGUUCUGGAAACGUAGUGGGGACUGGGCAGACAUGGGGUGGCGGCCGCUGGUCCGUCGAUGCCCACAACACGCUCACCAUCCGCGGAGUGAAGCGUGAAGAUCAAGGUUACUAUGUCUGCUCGGCUGUAGGUGUUGCUGGGUCAGCUCUUGCUCGUGCUCACUUGGAGGUACAGGAUUUGGCUGACAUGCCCCCACCUAUUAUAGCCUUAGGUGCCUCGAACCAGACACUGCCAUUGGGCACAGAAGGCGAGAUGCCCUGUGAAGCUCGUGGCACACCAGAACCCACAGUUGUGUGGGAGAAAGCAGGAAAACCUAUCAAGCCAGAUGAACGCAUUUCCAUCACUCCACUCGGAACACUAAGAAUAAAAGAUCUAAAAAUUACAGACACAGAUGUUUAUACAUGCACAGCCAAAUCUGAAUCCGGAGACACAACUUGGACAGCCUCUCUGAUAGUAGCGAAGCCUACAAACCCAAAUGUGGCCUUCUUCAAGAUUCCAGAUGAGGGAACACUACCUGAAGCUCCAGGACAGGUGACAGUGCUGGGAGUAAACACAACAGUUGUAUCAUUGGGUUGGCGGCGAGGGCGGCCAGGUCUGUCAUCUCUGCUGGGCUACACAGUUCAGAUGUGGAGCCCUGACCUGCGAGGUGCCUGGAUUACAGCCUCCACACAACAGACUGCCACCACCAGCCACACACCCACUCCUGUUUCCCUCACUGUUACUGACCUACGUCCAGAGACACGCUACAUGUUUGUGGUUCGUGCUCGUAAUUCCCACGGUGUGUCACGCCCAUCGCCUGUCACCCACACCGUGAAAACACUAGCCCAGGGUGCUGGGGGUGCACCUCCCUUACAUGAAAUUAGGUCACGUCUUUCCCAGCCAGCUGUCCGCCUGGUCAGUGUAGAGCCUGAUUCUGCAGCGUCACUCCAGUUGUCUUGGCAACUGCUAGUAGACGCAGCACUGCUAGAGGGUGUAUAUGUGCGAUAUCGACCACUGGAGACUCAACAUGGCAGUCCAGCUGGCGCCCUAAGUGUGGAGACAGUAGCGCUCCAUGGUGAUGGUGCCCCGCCAACAUCCCAUGUGGUCAGCAAUCUUAGACCUGCUACUUGGUAUGAGCUGUUUGUGGUGCCUUUCUACCGUUCAGUUGAGGGCCAACCAACUGCUGCCGUGCGGGCUACCACUCUGGAGGCUGCUCCGGCGGUGCCCCCACUCGGUUUACAUUACACUUAUGUCAAUGCCACUGCCGUCCGUAUCACCUGGGACCCCAUCCCCGCCCACUCCUCCAACGGCCGCAUCACCGGUUAUAACCUCGAGGUAUCGGAUGCAGCAAACCAGAGUCAUGUGUUGAUGAACACAACAGUGAAUAAUACAUGGACACUGGUGCCAGGGCUGGUGUCUGGCUCAACAUAUCGUGUAACCUUGCGAGGGGUUACAGCAAGGGGUCCUGGGCCAAUCUCGGCACCCCUCAACCUGGCUGUUCCCCCGGGCGACAAAACCUAUCCACCAAACAUCAAGGAAUCUUCACCUUUCGAUAACAACACCUACCUCAUUGUGGGAAUAUCUGUAGCUGCUGCUGUGCUCUUUGCUGCACUUGCUGCCACUGUCUAUUGUAUCUACAGACGACGGCAGAAUAACAAGUGUCCUCAGUACUACAGUAAAGCUUUUGUUACCCCACCAGGCGAGGGCAGCGGACCGUGGUCCGAGUACCCUGGGUGUUGGGGAGAAACAGGCGUAGGUGUAGGUGUGACUGGCACUAUGUACACAGACGUGGGUAGCCACGGUGUGCCAAUCACCCAGCUCUACCACCGUCCGGCUGCUCCAGCUUCAAGUAAAAGUGGUUACGAAGGCCGCCAACCAGAGGAUGUGUAUGAAGACCCGGACGGCCUCAGGCUUGUGUCCUUUGGUAGUCACGUUGAUCCCAGGUGUAUGUCUCCUGAGCCGUACGCCACCACACCCCUCAUCAGGGAUAUUUUCCGUGGUCCGGGUGGAAACCGACUGCCUCCAAAUAUCCCAGUGAGUCCUGGUCAGGCCCUUCCUUCCAAACCCAUAUCUGACGAUUCCUGCACAAAGACCGCAUCUAGCGACCACAGUGGCAGCCAUGCUAGCCACCGCUCACACAACUUCAACACCCAGCCUGAGAAAGGUUCAUUGACGGGACCGGUGCUGCAGUUUCCUCCGCCACCUCCACCACCGCUCAUGGGUGGGGACCAGUCCAGUGACAACACCCUAGCAUCAACAGGAAGCCGAGGCCAAUCACCCUCUGCUAGACUAUUACUCCAGCAGCUUCCCUAUGGUGGUGGCUCCUCUUCUGGGGGUUCCCAUAGGUCACAUGGGAGCCCCUUGUUAGGGCCACGCCCCCCACGCACUAACCUGCGUGCACCACCGUCUCCCUUGGCAGGACACGGCUUAACAGGAUCUAGCGACUACGAGGUGCGAAUGAUGAACUUGCGUGGAACACAUCCAAGGGUAGAAGGUGAUGACCAGCGCUACCGGACUGAAUUAGGUGUGGAAGACGGGCCCAUGAGUCUAAACAUCCCCGAAGAGGCUAGCGACGUUGAGUGGUAUUCUCAGCCACUUCUCAAUGGGCGCACCUCGCCAGAGUCCUCCACGCUAGGUGACGCCGAAUCCGAGGACGAAUCACGCUGUUCUUCGGGCGGCUCUUGUUGCUCCGCAGAUCAUCCCCUCUCUCAUGCUCAGGACCUUAAUUGGGCAGAGGCUCUAAGGGCAGCUGGGGAAGCCAGAUGGGGGCGCGGAGGGUCUUUCUGUAGCACUGACGACAGCACAUAUGCGCCGGCUCAGUCUAUGCAUACACGUCCUCCUAGGCCACCAUGUCCUAAGAAGCACAGCAAGCCACGCCUACAGUACAAUCACCAUGCCAACCUUGAUCCCCAAACCUCUGUUACCUCUCCACUUGUGUAGGCACAGUGGGACUGCAGAUGACAAGGUGUAUGAGUUGUGAAUAGUUGUUGACGAAAGAUAAAGACACUUAACCUGUACAUAAGAUGUAUUUUAUUACAGUGAACGCUAGUCCAAAAUACAUCACCGUGCUUUGUGCUUGAAAUACGAAAUUUUGUUGUCGAUGUGGCAACACACACAUAACUUAGUGGCCUUCUGUUUCUGUGCUCGUCCUUUCACAAGUGGACAUUCUUUGUGACAAAUCUUUAAGUGGGAAAGACUUGCCGUAACCCCAGUGAGGUCUUUUACUCAGAGCUUUAUCUCCCUGAAAUACAAAUCGAUUUUGUGUGUGUAAAUUUAUAAACCAGUGCUGUACGUGUAAAAAUAUGAACAAAUACGUGUAUAAACAGUGUAGUAGGCCAAGACUGCUUCUGAGGUGCUAGACCAGACAACGGCUGCGUGGCCAUUAUCACUGUGUUCAUGUUUGAAAAUUUAAUUUCUUUGUUUUGACAAAUAUCCAUAUGCCCCUCGCCUUCAUGCUUAUUUCUGAGCGUUUUGGGAAAUGUUUACACUGAAGUGGAAGCAGUUACAGUGUGUAGUCAGUGGCUGUACAGUUAGUCCAUUUCCACUUCAGUCUCCAGGUGCUUCGUGUCGCUUGUCUUUGGUGAGACCGUCGAUGUUCAUUUGUCUGUGACGGAGCAUGUAUGGGGAGAGGGGAGGGAGGAUAGGACCUUGUUCUCCCAUACAUGAGGCUACGGAGUGGCCGUUGUUGCCUAUCCUCACACCUCCCUCCCAUUGUUUUGUGCAUCACAACGGUGGUAACCAUGUGCUCUCGGUGUUUUGUAUCCUAGUGUGUUCGAGUUGAUGAGUCAUUGAGGGGGAAAAGUUCCAAAUAUCCAUGACAAAAAAAAUGGUUCAUGAGAUUGGCUGUCGGAGCCUAAUUGGAGAUGUAGUAGAAAGUCAUGCACUUAUGUGUCACCCUGCAAUUUUUAUUGCAAGAUGCAUUUUUAAUGUGGAGAAUCUGGGAACCUACCUCUCAUUUACUAGUCGAAUAAGUUAAUUAAGAGUUCAUUCACAACUGCCCUAGAUUCAUUUUAAUGCAUAAACUGGGCAUCCUUGAAUUUUGUUGUUGUAAAUAUGCGACAUCUGGCAGGCAAGGAUCAGCUGGAUUACAUAAAUUAGCACUGGUGCUUUUGAAAGAUUUACAAAGCAUUAAUUGUCAGAAAUGAUCACCAAACCUUCCAGUACACAUAUAGCAAUGGCGGACCACCACAACACCUCCGACCAUAACCGACAUGGAAGUGUUUCCCCUCAGCGUCUCCUGUUGAGCCGCCCACAGCAGGUUGGGGAAGCGUGGCGUUUGGCUGCACUGGCCUAGAUUCAUCAUCAUGUUUGCGUUUGUAACCAGAGGAAUGUGGGCGUCCUCUUGUCCCCCACCUCUGGUCUUCUCCGUGACCUCAACACAAGCUGUUGGUACAUACUUAUGGGUGCUAUAUCACGGCUCACGCAUGCGUCUUACGCUCAUGGAACAAGUGUGACGCCUACGUCUCGGACAGGUCGAGUAGGGACAUGCUCAGACUAACACUAAAGCAAUUGAAUAGGGAUAUAUUUUAAAGUUGGUCUUCAAACAAAGAGUUGUCAAGAAAUACCGUAACAGAACUGGGUAUAUAUAUAGUUAUAAGAUAAAGGAACGAUAUCAGUCGCUCCUUAUUGUAGGUGGAGACUGGCAUGUUCCGUGCUCCCCACCGGUCGUCACAUCAUUUACAUUUAUCAUCUGAUAUUCAGACCCUUCAGCUGUGAUACAGGAUUAGUCAGUCUGUUGUCUUAAACAUAGGCGUGAAGUCUGCCUCCCCAACAGGAGCGGCCGACACAUCUGGACUGACUUAUUUCAGUCAAUGUUACUCGUUUUGGCGCAACUGUGGCUCAACUUGCGGACAUUCCUGGCGGGAGGCGGUGCUCGCGGACUGGUGGCCAUACUUACAUAUCUACGGUUCAUCUCGCACACUAACUUGAGAAUACUCGCUUGUGUCAUAGUUUGUUCAAUUGCACAUUUACAAUAAUUACCGUCUCUGUGCACACUGGAGGCGAAUCAUCGUCCACUAGUCCAAGACUACUUUGUGACCGCGCAUGCGCACUCCGCCAGAGACCGCAGGUCGCUGCUGUUCCCGGCUGCCUUGUCUAGCAGGAGGCUGGACGCGGUCACCAAGAUCUACCUGCUCGGUGCUGCUUAUACCUGCCCUUACUGCCGCUGUUGCCUCAAAAUUGUGUCUGCUUUCUUCAUGUAUUUAAAUGUCAAUUGCUGUUUUUUAAUUGUUUACGUAUAUUUAUUAUUAUUGAAUGACUUUUUGGAUUAAUGUAUGCAUUUUUUUGCACCGUGAAUGGUAAGAAGAGCAUAAUGCAUAUGAUGCUUUAGGAAACCUUAUCUAUUUUUGCAGGUCCAGUGAUCCUCCAAUACUAAUAAAAAAAAUGGUUUAGAACAAAUUUAUUGUCAUACGGUGUAGGAGUUGCGAGAGGCGCCUUGGUGGGUCAGCUGGCAGGACGAGUUGUGUGUACAAAGGUAUUUUUAGUCAGUUUGUAUAGGACUAUUCGAGUUUUAUAAAUAAAGAUGUUAAACUGCAAA
Messenger RNA from Procambarus clarkii (red swamp crayfish), 7011 nucleotides. RefSeq names its product protein sax-3. Lineage: Eukaryota; Metazoa; Arthropoda; Malacostraca; Decapoda; Cambaridae. Gene Ontology annotation, molecular function: protein binding. The record is from RefSeq and is a predicted model, not a curated record.